GACCCUUCAUCGUCCGGGCUUCAGCACCGCAGACGGAGACCAGCAGAGACCGGCAGCUGUUUGAGAAGGAGCCAGAACACAAACCUUUUGAGGGGACCGGUCUGCUCUGAGUGUGUUCACAAAGUAGAGCCUCAGUCAUGGCAAGGCUCAUCAUCUCCCUCCUGCUCCUGUUUGGAUUCAGAAACAGGCUCGGCCUGUCUACCUCGGAGGCUCAAAAGGAAGCAGAAGCCAACGACGACAGCACGGUCUUCACGAGGAUCCUGGACGGGCUCUUGGAUAAUUACGACAACAGGCUGCGUCCGGGGUUUGGAGAAAACGUCACGGAGAUCAAGACGAAUAUUUUCGUCACUAGCUUCGGCCCCGUGUCGGACACGGAGAUGGAAUACACAAUCGAUGUGUUCUUCCGCCAGAGCUGGAAGGACGAGCGUCUGUGCUUCAAAGGGCCCAUGGAGAUGCUCCCGCUCAACAACCUGCUCGCCAGCAAGAUCUGGACCCCCGAUACCUUCUUCCUCAACGGCAAGAAGUCCAUCGCUCACAACAUGACGACACCCAACAAGCUGCUGAGGCUGCAGGACGACGGCACCUUGCUUUACACAAUGAGGAUGACCAUCAACGCAGAGUGCCAGCUGCAACUCCAUAAUUUCCCGAUGGACGAACACUCCUGUCCGCUUGUCUUCUCCAGCUAUGGCUACCCGCGAGAUGAGAUCGUGUACAAGUGGGACCGAAACUCCGUGCAGACGUCGGAUCAGAAAUACUGGAGGCUGUACCAGUUCGACUUCAUGGGGCUUAGGAACAUUUCAGGCGUGCAGAAGACGACUUCAGGGGACUAUGUCUUGAUGACGGUGUACUUCGAUCUCAGCAGAAGGAUGGGCUACUUCACCAUCCAGACCUACAUCCCCUGUAUCCUGACUGUUGUGCUCUCCUGGGUGUCCUUCUGGAUCAAGAGCGACGCCACGCCUGCAAGAACAGCUCUAGGUAUCACAACAGUUCUCACCAUGACCACCCUGAGCACAGUUGCCAGGAACUCACUACCUAGAGUGUCUUACGUGACAGCCAUGGACCUGUUCGUCACCGUCUGCUUCCUGUUUGUCUUCGCUGCUAUGAUUGAAUACGCCAUGCUGAACUACUGCUCCUACAGCAUCCCCAAACCUCCUGCCAAGAGACACAAAAUGCAAUCAGUUCUGUGCGAGAGCCUGAAGGCCUACUCAUCUUUCAACAUGGGUCACACCCCUCGGCCCAUGAUGCCCAUGGGCAACUCCCUGCUGUGGCACAACUAUGAAGACAACUGCCUGUACGAGUGCCUGGACGGGAAAGACUGUGCAAGCUUCUUCUGUUGUUACGAAGAAUGUAAAGAAGGCGGCUGGAAGAAAGGACGGAUCCACGUCAACAUUCGUGAGCUGGACACGUACUCCCGCGUUUUCUUCCCCACCUCCUUCUUGCUCUUCAAUAUAGUCUACUGGGUCAGUUACCUCUACCUCUAGUCUGUCUGCACUCUGCUGAAACAGCCAGAGUCCCCGCCACUUUGCGCUUUGGUUUAAGAUCAAAUAUACGUGUGGAUGAGGAAAUGAGAUGUUAAAAGAUGUGCUGCCUUUGGAACGGUAGGAGUAUUAAGUACU
This is a messenger RNA of Notolabrus celidotus (New Zealand spotty), 1616 nucleotides long. RefSeq names its product gamma-aminobutyric acid receptor subunit gamma-3-like. The transcript has 11 exons. Gene Ontology annotation, cellular component: GABA-A receptor complex; postsynapse; synapse. Gene Ontology annotation, molecular function: GABA-A receptor activity; transmitter-gated monoatomic ion channel activity involved in regulation of postsynaptic membrane potential; benzodiazepine receptor activity. Bases 138 to 1481 code for a protein of 447 amino acids. Gene Ontology annotation, biological process: gamma-aminobutyric acid signaling pathway; signal transduction; regulation of postsynaptic membrane potential. The record is from RefSeq and is a predicted model, not a curated record. NCBI's taxonomy places the organism in Eukaryota, Metazoa, Chordata, Actinopteri, Labriformes, Labridae.